Brassicogethes aeneus is the source of this 6765-nucleotide messenger RNA. NCBI's taxonomy places the organism in Eukaryota, Metazoa, Arthropoda, Insecta, Coleoptera, Nitidulidae. The record is from the annotation of a GenBank genome assembly.
AGUAACUCGAACUUUAUCGCUGGUACAAGUCGUGUUCCUAUAAUACCGGUCUGAAUAAGUUUAAGGUGAUAAUUUCGCGAAAUACUUUACUAUGGGCUCUACUGACAGUAGUGUGCCGUGCUAUUUGGUGCUGGAAGAUGGAACGGUGCUUCCGGGAAAAUCUUUUGGUGAUAAAAAGCCUACGGACGGGGAAGUCGUCUUUCAAACUGGCAUGGUGGGAUACCCAGAAUCCCUAACAGAUCCAAGUUACCAUUCUCAAAUUUUGGUCCUUACUUACCCCCUCAUUGGAAAUUAUGGCGUUCCAGAAUCCAAGGUUGAUGAAAAUGGACUUCCAUAUUUCUUUGAAUCUCAUCGUAUAUGGGCAGCAGGUCUCGUGGUUGGCGAACAUUGCGACAACCCAAGCCAUUGGCGUAACACACAGACUUUGUCCAAGUGGAUGGAAACAGAACACAUCCCAGGUAUACAGGGCAUCGAUACCAGACAACUCACUAAAAAGUUGCGAGAAAAAGGAAGCAUACUCGGAAAAAUUGUCUAUGAACUUCCAAUAUCUGAUAAAGUAAAAAUUCCCGACCCAAAUUUGAGAAAUCUAGUGGAAGAAGUAUCUGUUAAGAGCAUAACAACUUAUAACAAAGAAGGCUCCCCAAGGAUAUGUGUCAUAGAUUGUGGUCUAAAAUACAAUCAAUUAAGAUGUUUACUGAAAAGAGGCUGUCGAGUGGAUGUUGUUCCAUGGAAUCACAAAAUAAACUCAGAGGAUUACGAUGGUUUAUUCCUUAGCAAUGGUCCGGGUAAUCCAGAAAUGUGCAAGCAAACCAUACUAAAUAUACGCGGCAUUAUAAACAGCGGAAAAGUUAAACCUAUCUUUGGUAUUUGUUUGGGCCAUCAGUUGCUGUCAAUGGCUAUUGGAUGCAAGAGUUUUAAAAUGAAAUAUGGAAAUCGCGGUCACAACCAACCCUGCAUUCAUCACGGAACUGAAAGAUGCUUCAUGACAUCUCAAAAUCACGGUUUCGCUAUCGACCAAUCGACACUUCCGAAAGACUGGAAACCUCUUUUUACGAACGCCAAUGAUCAGACUAACGAAGGCAUAAUACAUUCAACGUUGCCGUAUUUUAGCGUGCAGUUCCAUCCCGAACAUACAGCCGGUCCUGAAGAUUUGGAAUGCCUUUUCGAUGUUUUCAUUGAUAGCGCCAAGAACUACAACAAUACUAAAAUGGAGGUUAUAGCUACAUUAACUAAGGCUAUAGAGUCUAAGAAUGUGGCUAAACCUUUGGAUAAACUUCCGGAGAAAGUCCUUAUUAUUGGUUCUGGUGGUUUGUCUAUAGGCCAAGCAGGAGAGUUUGAUUAUUCAGGUUCUCAGGCUAUUAAAGCAUUGAAUGAAGAACAUGUCAAGACCAUCCUGAUUAACCCCAACAUUGCCACCGUGCAAACAUCUAAAGGACUUGCCGAUAAAGUCUACUUUCUACCCUUGAUACCAGAAUACGUAGAACAAGUUAUACGAGCUGAGAGACCCGAUGGAGUUCUUUUAACAUUUGGAGGACAAACCGGUCUAAACUGCGGCGUUGAAUUGGAACGACUAGGUGUGUUUAAAAAGUACAACGUGAAAAUCCUAGGCACCCCAAUACAAGCAAUUAUAGACACAGAAGACAGAAAAGUGUUUAGUGAAAGAGUAGCCAAAAUCGGGGAACGCGUAGCGCCAAGUAUGGCUGCUACUUCAGUGGAAGAGGCUUUAAAAGCCGCCGAACAACUAGGCUACCCUGUAAUGGCGCGGGCCGCCUUUUCAUUGGGUGGGUUGGGUUCAGGUUUCGCGGAUAAUAAGGAAGAACUAAAAGCUCUGUCCAUCCAAGCUUUGGCCCACUCAAGUCAAUUGAUCAUCGAUAAAUCCCUCAAAGGCUGGAAGGAGGUUGAGUACGAAGUUGUGAGGGAUGCUUUUGACAACUGCAUCACGGUGUGCAAUAUGGAAAACGUUGAUCCACUUGGUAUUCACACUGGAGAAUCCAUUGUAGUUGCGCCAAGUCAAACGUUAUCUAACAAAGAAUACAACAUGCUACGUACUACUGCUAUAAAAGUUAUCCGCCAUUUUGGUGUCGUAGGAGAAUGCAACAUACAAUACGCUUUGAAUCCAAACUCCGAAGAGUUUUUUAUCAUCGAAGUUAACGCUAGAUUAUCCAGAAGUUCGGCUUUAGCCAGCAAAGCUACUGGUUACCCUCUGGCUUACGUAGCAGCAAAAUUAGCUUUAGGUACUCCCCUACCUAAAAUCCACAACUCUGUAACUGGCAUUACAACAGCCUGUUUUGAACCAAGUUUGGAUUAUUGCGUGGUCAAAAUACCACGCUGGGAUCUGCACAAGUUUUCUAGGGUUUCCACGAAAAUUGGUAGUUCUAUGAAAAGUGUGGGAGAAGUAAUGGCAAUCGGUAGAAAUUUUGAAGAAGCUUUUCAAAAAGCAUUGAGAAUGGUCGAUGAAAAUGUUAAUGGUUUCGAUCCAAACAUCAAGAAAGUGGACGACGAAGAGUUAAAGGAGCCAACUGAUAAAAGAAUGUUCGUAGUUGCUGCCGCUCUAAAGAAUGGCUACUCUGUGGACAAACUUUACAAUCUCACUAAAAUCGAUAGAUGGUUUUUGCAGAAAAUGAAGAACAUCAUAGAAUGUACAUUACACAUGGAACACAUAGAUCAGCCGCAUUUGCCACAUGAUAUUCUUCUUAAAGCCAAACAAAUGGGCUUCUCAGAUAAACAAAUAGCAGAGGCUGUUAAAAGUACAGAGUUGGCUAUAAGAAAACUACGUCAAGAGUACAACAUUUUGCCUUUUGUUAAGCAAAUUGAUACUGUGGCUGCCGAGUGGCCCGCAACUACAAACUACUUGUAUCUCACUUACAACGCUUCAUCGCAUGAUUUGACUUUUACCGAAGAACACGUCAUGGUGAUAGGUUCAGGCGUGUACAGAAUUGGAAGUUCAGUUGAAUUUGAUUGGUGCGCUGUUGGUUGUUUAAGAGAGUUGAGAAACUUGAACAGGAAAACUAUUAUGGUAAAUUACAAUCCGGAGACUGUUAGUACCGAUUACGAUAUGUCGGACAGAUUAUACUUUGAGGAAAUAUCGUUUGAAGUCGUAAUGGAUAUUUACGAUCUAGAAAACCCAACUGGGAUAAUUCUUUCUAUGGGCGGUCAACUACCGAAUAACAUCGCCAUAGAUUUGCACAGACAACAAGCUAGAAUUCUUGGAACGUCACCCGAUUCCAUUGAUGGUGCAGAAAACCGAUUUAAGUUUUCCAGAAUGUUGGAUCGUAUUGGAAUAAUGCAACCUAGGUGGAAAGAAUUAACGAAUUUAAAAUCAGCUAUAGAUUUUUGCGAAGAAGUGGGUUAUCCUUGUCUUGUCAGGCCUUCGUAUGUUCUUAGCGGCGCCGCUAUGAACGUAGCUCACUCAAAUCAAGAUUUAGAGACAUAUCUUAACGCCGCCAGUGAUGUGUCCAAAGAACAUCCAGUGGUAAUUUCCAAAUUUAUCCUGGAAUCCAAGGAAAUUGAUGUUGAUGCUGUGGCACUUGACGGAGUUAUAUUAUGCAUGGCAGUAUCGGAACACGUUGAAAACGCCGGGGUUCACUCAGGCGACGCCACUUUAGUAACACCGCCAAGAGAUAUCAACAUAAAAACCUUAGCCAAAAUCAAACAAAUCGUCAACUCGAUCGCUGCUUCCCUAGAAGUAUCCGGACCCUUUAACAUGCAAUUAAUAGCUAAAGACAACGACUUAAAAGUCAUAGAAUGUAACGUAAGAGUUUCAAGAUCUUUCCCAUUCGUAUCCAAAACUUUAGAUCACGAUUUCGUCGCUAUGGCCACCAGAGUUGUCAUGGGUGAACCCGUGGAACCCGUUGAUGUUUUAAACGGCUGCGGAAAAGUAGGAGUCAAGGUUCCACAAUUCUCAUUCUCUCGAUUGGCAGGAGCUGAUUUUAUGUUGGGAGUGGAGAUGGCUUCCACAGGAGAAGUGGCCUGCUUCGGGGAAAACAGAUACGAGGCUUACUUAAAAGCUAUGAUGAGUACUGGUUUCAGUAUUCCCAAGAAGUCUAUUCUUUUGUCUAUUGGAAGUUUUAAGCACAAAAUGGAGUUAUUACCGAGCAUGAGAGCUCUACAGAAAAUGGGAUAUAAACUUUACGCGAGUUUGGGAACGGCAGAUUUUUAUAAUGAACACGGUGUCGAUGUUGAGUCUGUGCAAUGGACCUUCGAUAAUAUAGACGAUAUUACCAGCCAAGGAGAGUUGACACCUCUGGCCGAAUUUUUAUCCAAAAAGGAGUUUGACUUGGUCAUCAAUUUACCAAUGAGAAAUGGAGGUGCAAGAAGGGUUUCUUCCUUUAUGACGCAUGGUUACAGAACCAGAAGAUUGGCUAUAGAUUAUUCCAUUCCAUUGGUUACUGAUGUCAAAUGUGCUAAACUUUUGGUCGAGGCCAUAAGAUUGAUAGGCCAAGCGCCCCCCAUGAAGACCUCGAUGGACUGCAUGAGCUCCAGAACGGUUGUCAAGCUUCCAGGUCUGAUCGACACCCAUGUGCACGUACGAGAACCCGGCGCAACCCAUAAAGAAGAUUACAACACGUGCACUGCAGCUGCUUUGGCAGGAGGUGUUACUUUGAUAUGCGCCAUGCCCAACACUAACCCAGCGAUUGUCGACGAAGAUGCCUUCCUUUUGGUGAAAAAGUUGGCCAAGGAUAAAGCUAGGUGCGACUACGCCAUUUUUGUCGGGGCUUCUUCGACAAAUUACGAUAACAUAUUUGAAUUGGCAGGUGAUGCAGCAGGUUUAAAAAUGUAUCUUAAUGAGACAUUUACUACUCUGAAGCUAAAUGAUCUUGAUGUUUGGGGUAAACAUUUGGCUAAUUGGCCCAAGAAAGCACCACUUUGCGUUCACGCCGAAUCUCAAACAACCGCGGCGAUUAUUUUGCUUGCAAGUCUUCACAAUAGGCCAGUUCAUAUCUGUCAUGUGGCUCGUAAAGAAGAAAUACUCAUCAUCAAAGUUGCUAAAGAGAAAGGUCUAAAGAUUACAUGCGAAGUUUGCCCUCAUCAUUUAUUCUUGACAACCAAAGAUGUGGAUCAUUUAGGAGAGAAGUUUAGUCAAGUGAGACCGGUUUUAGUAUCGCCUGAAGAUCAACAAGCCCUUUGGGAUAAUUUGCACAUCAUAGAUUGCUUUGCAACCGACCACGCACCACACACUGUAGAGGAAAAAAAUAGCGACAAUCCACCGCCAGGUUUUCCAGGUUUGGAAACGAUUUUGCCGCUUCUUUUGAAUGCUGUUAACGAAGGCAGACUUACGAUCGAAGACAUAAUUAAUAAAUUUCACAAAAAUCCGAAAAGAAUUUUCAACUUGCCAGAGCAACCCAACACUUACGUGGAAGUUUACUUGGAUGAUGAAUGGGUGAUUCCAAAUGCCAUGCCUUACUCAAAAUCCAAAUGGACGCCGUUUGCAGGCAAAAAAAUCAAGGGCUCCAUCCACAGAGUGGUUUUACGCGGUGAAGUGGCCUACGUUGAUGGUCAAGUUUUGGCCCAACCAGGCUACGGACAGAACGUACGAGAUUUGGACAUGAAGAGAACUAUAGAAUCUCGUACCAGCUCUGCACUUCGUAUUGAUAGUAGACCAAUGUCGCCUGCAAUGUUCCCUAGCAUCGAGAAAAGUGAAUACGAGCAGGAGGAAUCUAUGCAUAGACUACUCAACGAUAGUGGUAGAGUACACGAUCAUCACUUAGAAAGUGGUAGAUUGAGCGCAAUAUCACCAAUACCGCCAUCACAUGCCAGAAUCCGUACUGAAAGUGGUUCUUACAACGAUCAUCAUCACAACAGUCAUGGACUACAUGGAAAACACAUCAUAGGCGUCGACAUGUUCUCUAAAGAACAACUGAACGAUAUCUUCAACUUAGCUCAAACAUUCCGUAUUUACGUGCAAAAAGAACGCCCUUUGGAACACAUUCUCAAAGGCAAAAUCAUGGCUUCCGUGUUCUAUGAAGUUAGCACCAGAACUAGCUGUAGUUUUUCUGCUGCUAUGCAACGUCUUGGUGGUAGGGUUAUCCACAUGGACGAAUCCAGUUCUUCGGCGAAGAAAGGCGAGACUUUGGAAGAUUCCAUUACAGUUAUGGCUGGGUAUGCUGAUGUAAUUGUUUUAAGACAUCCAGAACCAGGAUCUGUAGUGAAAGCAUCCCAUUUCUGCAGAAAACCAUUAAUUAACGCUGGUGAUGGUGUCGGUGAACAUCCAAGUCAAGCUUUGUUGGAUAUAUUCACAAUUCGUGAAGAAAUUGGUACAGUUAAUGGAUUAACCAUUACUUUAGUGGGCGACUUGAAAAACGGAAGGACCGUUCACUCCUUAGCCCGCCUUUUGACACUCUACAACGUUCAACUGCGUUACGUCAGCCCGGCAAGUCUCAAAAUGCCCAGCCACAUAAAGAAACUCAUUGCCUCAAAGGGCAUUUCUCAGGAAGAAUACGACACCUUGGAGUCGGUUUUACCGGACACAGACGUUUUGUACAUGACCAGGAUCCAGCGCGAAAGAUUUGACAGUCAAGAGGAAUACGAAAAAGCUUGCGGCCAUUUCAUCGUGACUCCGCAGAUAAUGACGAGGGCUAAAAGGAAGAUGGUGGUUCUCCAUCCUUUGCCGAGGGUGUUCGAGAUCAGUCCCGAAUUUGACAGCGACCCUAGAGCUGCCUACUUUAGACAAGCCGAGUGCGGAAUGUAUGUCCGAAUGGCCUUGCUCGCUAUGGUUUUGGGAAAAUGUUAGGUUUUAUAAUAUGUUUUAAAUAUAUGAUUUAGAGA